AGAAUCGAAAAAUUCAAAUCAGGGGAAGGCGUCGUCAUAUAUUCUUCAAUUCAACGGUAAUCUGGCUCUCUCUCCAUUCACACCUCCCUAAGGCCAUCGCCUGCUAGAGCAGCUUUGGAAUUUCAAUCGAUGUUCUGCAGUUCAACGUGGUGCUUUUCCAUGAUUCAACCACACACUGAUUCAACAACAACAACUGAUUAAAUUCGAAGAAAGCAAGUAAUGGCGGCCGUCAAGUUCAAGUCGAACUCAAUCGUUAAUCGUGCUAAGGAGGACCCUAAGAUGGGCAAGAAUGUUGCAGGAGGGCUAAGAAGUUUUCACAUUUACUUGGAUGAGAAGAGGGUUAAGGAUGGAGGCCACAUUUCUCGCAUUACCAGAUCCAAGAAAUCCUCACUGUCUAAUAGUAGUGUCAUGCAGAACAACACUACUUCGAAGAGGAAGCUGGAGAAAAGUAAAAGCAAGCAUGGUAGUGGAGUUAAAGUUGGAAGAAAAGUUCUGGCCGAUAUCAGCAACACAAGGAGCCAUAUUUCUGUUCAGCUCAGACAAAAAAGUUUGCCUGAUAUUAGCAAUACCAAGGGAAGCAUUUCAAGAACUGAAUAUCAUGAUGGAACCACACAACAGAAGACCGAUGCAAAGAAAUUUCCUUUCCUUCGGCGGAGUUCUGUUUUUACUAGGACUACAACUGCACAUAUAUCAUCAAGAAAACCAUCGAUGGCAAAGAUGACAGUGGGCCUAGCUGAAGCUAGUGGGAAGCAUCAUAGAUUUAUGAGAGGAAGUGUUGCAGCCAACAAACAUUUGAAGGCUGCUGCUGAUGAUCCACGAGCCAAGGCCAAAAGCCAUGCAGCUGCUAUCACUGGAAACAGGACAACGGGCAAGAAUCCUCUCAUGCCACUAAGGAAGUCUUUGCCAGCAUUAAAGCGGGCUAACAUUGUCAAUACAGUUGAUGCAAAGAAGGGACACGGCACUAAAUCUUUUACCACUAGAAGCCGGAAGUCUCUGCCAACAUUAAAGGACCCAAAUGCAAUGGAUAUGAGCAAUAUAAAGAAGGAAAACGCCAAAGUUUUGGAGAAAGGGAUACACAAGAAAAGAUUUGGAGUUUCAGCAAAGUCCAGUUUCGGACGACACACUUUGCCUCAAGAAAAUGCCGAGAGCUUAAAUAAGAGGAUUGGAAAACAUGGAUUUCCAGUUUCAGCAAAGCCCAAGGUUGGUAGAAGCAUAUUACCACAACUCCCACAAAUGGCUGCACGAUCGAAAGAAACACAUUGCCAGAGCAGCUCAAAUGCUCAAUAUGUCAUUUCAUCUCAGCAGAAACAAUUACUUGGCACAUCUUCUCUUUGUAAAUAUAUUGGUCCAAUACAUUCUAAGCUGCCUUCAGAAGAUGCUCCUUCCAACAACAGCCAUGAGUUAUCUACAUCUGAAGCUGAUAUUUUAACGAGGAAAUCGUCUGCGCGGAGAAAAUCUUUCACAUCUCUAUUGGUGACAAGACCAAAGCAAUGGGAGGAGCAAACAAGGCUAAUGGAACAAAACUAUUUGCCAAAGAUUUACGAUGAUUCUAACCAUCUUGACGUCUCUGAAUAUGUUGAUGACAUCUAUCAGUAUUAUUGGGUUAUGGAGGCUCAGCAUCAUCCUCUGAGAAGAUACAUGGAGAUUCAAACAGAAAUUACACCUCAUAUGCGUGGCAUAUUAAUAAAUUGGCUUAUCGAAGUUCAUCUGAAAUUUGACUUGAUGCAAGAGACUCUGUUUCUCACGGUUACUGUCUUAGACCAGUAUAUUUCCCAAGUAUGCAUCAAGAAAAAUGAAUUGCAGCUAGUUGGCCUCACUGCACUCUUGCUGGCAUCAAAAUAUGAGGAUUUUUGGCAUCCGAGGAUCAUGGACUUGCUCAGUGUAUCAGCCGAGUCAUACACCAGAGAACAAAUGCUGGGAAUGGAGAAAGCUGUUUUAAAGAAGUUAAUGUUUCGCCUAAAUGCACCAACUCCUUAUGUUUUCAUGCUACGGUUUCUCAGGGCCUCCCAAGCAGACAAAAAGUUUGGACAUCUAGCAUUUUUCUUGGUCGAGUUGUGCUUGGUUGAAGAUGAAGCUCUGAACUACAAACCUUCUCUGAUAUGUGCAUCGGCUAUCUAUGUCGCACGGCGUACAUUGCACAUGACCCCAACCUGGACACCCAUGCUUGAGAGUCACGCAUGCUAUGAAGAAUCUCAACUUAGUGAUUGUGCAGAGAUGAUCUUGAGAUUUCAUAAAGCUGCAAGAACGUCUCGUCUGAGUGUCACAUUUGAGAAAUAUAUGAGGUCUGCGUACAGCAAAGUGGCAGCUAUAAACCCCUUGAAAAAAUUACCGCAAUGAUAAUUGUCAAGUCUGCUGCACACGUAAUUAGACUAAAAAUCCAGACGGGGUUUAUCCUUCUUUAGAGUAUGUAAUCACAUCGUAGUGAAUGUAAGCACAACUUAUUUGAACUUUCUUAGGUUUAGGAUUAAGCAUUGCACGUGAACAUUAUUAUUUUUCAAAUUAGAUGACAGUGAAAUUCAAACUCUUAGUAUUUAGGUCAACCGCAUAACAUCUCAUAAAAUUCAAAUUUACUG
Molecule: messenger RNA, 2573 nt
Organism: Cuscuta campestris
Lineage: Eukaryota; Viridiplantae; Streptophyta; Magnoliopsida; Solanales; Convolvulaceae
Source: the annotation of a GenBank genome assembly